Messenger RNA from Brienomyrus brachyistius, 1611 nucleotides. RefSeq names its product leukocyte elastase inhibitor-like. Bases 140 to 1276 code for a protein of 378 amino acids. Gene Ontology annotation, biological process: negative regulation of endopeptidase activity. The transcript is spliced from 7 exons. Lineage: Eukaryota; Metazoa; Chordata; Actinopteri; Osteoglossiformes; Mormyridae. The record is from RefSeq and is a predicted model, not a curated record. Gene Ontology annotation, molecular function: serine-type endopeptidase inhibitor activity.
AUUACGUUACGUACAGUGCGUAAAAGGCUCGUGCACGUUCAUUGCCAAAAACGUAUGACACCACACCACCCAAGAACCAGAAUCCGGAACUGCACCGCGACGCCAUCGCUGCUCAGGACAGGCUCUGCCAGUUCCAGUUAUGGAGAAUGUUAGCAGCGCAAACACGCAGUUCGCCCUCGACUUCUUCCGGGAGGUGUGUGGGACCAGCGGCAACAUCUUCUUCUCCCCCCUGAGCAUCAGCGCCGCGUUUGCCAUGGUCUACCUGGGCGCUAAGGGGAACACCGCGGGUCAGAUGUCCAAGAUUCUGUCUUUCAACAUGACCCCUGAUCUCCACUCAGAUCUAAAGAAGUUUAUUUCAGAUAUUGACAAACCUGAUGCCCCUUACCAGCUGACACUCGCCAACCGUCUCUAUGGCGAAAAGACCUUCAGCUUCCUGAAAGAGUUCUUGGACGCCACACGGAAGUUCUACCAAGCUGAACUGGAGCCAAUGGACUUCAUAGGUGCAGCAGAGGAAUCCUGCUGUCAAAUCAACCAGUGGGUGGAGGCCCAAACCAAUGGCAAAAUUAUGGACAUUUUGAAGCCAUCCGCAAUAAAUAACACAACAAAACUGGUUCUUGUCAAUGCCUUGUACUUUAAAGGACACUGGUUGCACAGCUUUGAUCAGUAUGACACAAGGGAAAUGCCUUUUAAAAUCAAUGAGAGGGAGACCAAGCCUGUUCAGAUGAUGUAUUUGCAGAAAGUAUUGCCAUUUAAACAAAUUGAGGAGUAUGGCCUGCAGAUAGUGGAGAUGCCCUACAAGGGUGAUGAGCUGAGCAUGUUUAUCCUGCUCCCUGAGGAACCCCAGAAUGGCUCCACUCCCCUGCAGAAGCUGGAGAAAGAACUGACCCUGGAGAAGAUAAACGAAUGGACAGACCGGAAGAAUAUGGACAGUGGUGGUUAUAUUGACUUGUACCUCCCAAAGUUCAAGCUGGAAGACAGUUAUGACCUGAAGGAAGCCCUGGCUCAUCUGGGAAUGACGGAUGCGUUUGAUGAGAAACUGGCAGAUCUGACUGGCAUAAACAGGGAGGGCGGCCUCUUCAUCUCCGCUGCUGUUCACAAGUCCUUCAUAGACGUGAACGAGGAGGGAACUGAGGCUGCAGCUGCCACGGGAAUCUCCAUACAGCUGUGUUGUUUGAUCAUAGGGAAAAAAUUCAUGGCCGAUCACCCCUUCCUCUUCUUCAUCAGACACAACACGUCCAAGACAAUCCUCUUCUUUGGCAGAUUUUCUUCUCCAUGAGAUCCAUUUCCUAUUUACGUACUGCCAGAAAUAUUAAUCCACAUUCCAUAUAUUGAUUGCUUGUAUCACUAUAGAAUUGAUACUUGGUUUCAUGAGUGAUUAAAUAGUUUUUCUAAUAUCAAACAAAUUAGCUUUAAUUAUUUGGAAUCCAGCUUUCUAGGGCUUCUUCUUUGUGGAUUAAUGUCUUGAUCCAAUUUCUGACACCGACUGACAUUUAAUUGUGCCAGAUACUUAGAUGUAUGACCUGACACCAUGUGAGGCUUGUUACUGUACUUAAAAAGCAAAAUACAUUAUCAUUUCCAGUUAUCAGUAAUAAACUCUUCCUUAGAUAUUGA